AUGCCUGAUAAGACAAUAAUAUUGAAAUGUCGGCACUGUUCGAAAAGCUUCAAAUACGAUAGCGAGAGGAGAAGGCACGAGCAAAGCCAUAGUCCUCAAUUUCAGUGCAAAAUUUGCAGUAAAAACUUUAGUUUUAUAUCUGCUCUCCGUCGCCAUGAGAAACAGCAUGAGAGGACCGGCACCGUGCAGUGUACGGAGUGCAGCAGAGAGUUCAGGGACAAUAUACUUCUUAAAAGACAUAUCAAGUAUGCUCAUGGAGGGACAUAUACAUGUGCGAAGUGUGCAGCGGUGUUCAGCAGUGAACCAGCUCUUAAGACUCACAUGAAGACCCACAAGUCACAGUCGGAGAGACGGUACCAGUGCAGCUUCACCGGAUGCACAAAAAAGUUCAACUUCGCACAUCACCUGAAACAUCAUGAGAUGACACAUACGAACACUAAACAGCAUUUUUGUAAAAUUUGUAAUAAGGGUUUCAUACAAUCCCAUCAUUUGAAGACACACAUGAAGACUCACACCGCUGACUCCUCACUGCAUUGCUCCUUCGAUAAUUGUGGGAAGAAAUUCUCCACGGAAUACGCUAAGAAGAGGCAUUUGGCUAAAUAUCAUUUCAAACAAGACAGCGGGAUAUCAUCGGAUUCCAACUCGGCCUGUGAUUUCUCAUGUAUGGCAAAGUUGAAAAACGAGAAUGAUUCCACAACAUGUCCAUCUUGUGGCCAACUUAUAGCUACGGCUCAGUAUGAAGAACACACAUUCAAUUGUAUACAAAACGUAAAAGAUGAAGUAACUAAAGAAGUACCAGCCAAUAUUUUUGAUAACAGUGUUGACAAUAAUUAUUUAGAUACAACAACUGACAAUGACUAUGUAGCUCAUUGCAAACUCAUGAUAGGGGGAUGUAUUAUGAAGGAGAAAGGCGAGAAAUGUGUUUGUGCACAAAUAACUAAGACUAUUGAUGAAGAAUGCGAUUUUACACCAAUAGACAAUGAACCUCUAGAUAUGAGUAAGACAGAGGUCGUUACAAAUAAUAUUAAAAGUACGAAUGCAAAUAACAAUUCGUGUGAGGGCUGUGAAUGUGCCCAACGAUGCGGCGUCAAUAUGAACGCCGUAAGCAACUAUCAGGAUGAUACUGCAGUUGUAGAGUACAAAGCUGAUGGUACAGUGAAACUAAAAGACAUAUUUGAAAUGGACAUUCCUUCCAUGAACAUAGCUAAAGAUGUUAAGCCAGGGAAAGCUAAAGACAACGAAGUCAAUGCUUACGUUUACAAUACUUGUAAGGAGGUACUGGGUAACUGUAUUGUUAGUGGCAAUGGAAUGAUGGGCGACGGGUGUCUGUGUGCGAGGAUGUUACUCGACGACCAAGUGACCGCACAAGAAAUAGAGGACAUCACGCCCCGACCAAACAAUGAAAUAUUCUGUGAUUGA
Spodoptera littoralis (African cotton leafworm) is the source of this 1419-nucleotide messenger RNA. The record is from the annotation of a GenBank genome assembly. NCBI's taxonomy places the organism in Eukaryota, Metazoa, Arthropoda, Insecta, Lepidoptera, Noctuidae.